Messenger RNA from Drosophila erecta, 732 nucleotides. RefSeq names its product alanine and glycine-rich protein. The transcript has a single exon. The record is from RefSeq and is a predicted model, not a curated record. The coding region runs from base 117 to 536 and encodes 139 amino acids. Lineage: Eukaryota; Metazoa; Arthropoda; Insecta; Diptera; Drosophilidae.
UACAAAAAAAAAAUAAGCAACAAAAAAUUGUUCUAAUAUUUUGGAGUUCUUGGAUUUCCACAACAGCUUUCGAAAUUUUAGCUAGUUAGUCUUCAGAUUGAGUCGCACCGCAAAACAUGUCGAACACUUUUUCCUACUGGAAUGGCCAGCCCGUGAAUGCGCCCGUUUAUCCGCAGAUGGGUGACCUCAUGCAGCAUGCAGCCGCCGGAGCAGCAUCAGCAGCAGCAGCACCACCACCACCAGCAGCUGCAGGAGCAGCAGGAGCAGCAGGACUAGGAUUGGGUUCGGGAGCGGGAGCAGGACUAGGGAGUUGGCCUGGCCAGGGAGCAGCUGCGGCACAGACCAUGCUUCCCUUUGCCGGACCAGCCAGUGGCAUGGGAUCCGGCAUGACGCAAGCCCUGCCCACAUUCUAUGGCCAGGGAUCCAAUCAAUUUGAGCCCUGCAUCGACAAUGGCGAAGCCUUCUGCGCCUACAACGGCAUGGACAUGAGCAUGAACUACGGCGGAGGCAGUGCGUCCAAGGGCGGCUUCUGGUAGGACCCGACACUACGAACAAUGGCAGCACGAGAAUAUACUAGAGGAUCACAGCAACGGCACUAAACGGCGAAACAGAAUCUAGGGCCACUCUCGAAUUUACACUGGCACAACAUAUAUGGAUAUAUGUAUAUGCACGCAUCAGUUAUCGAAUCAAACGUUUAUUUGUGCAGUUGAAUUAUAUAUUUUGGGUACCGCA